Meloidogyne enterolobii is the source of this 399-nucleotide messenger RNA. Lineage: Eukaryota; Metazoa; Nematoda; Chromadorea; Rhabditida; Meloidogynidae. The record is from the annotation of a GenBank genome assembly.
AUGCUUAAAGUAUAUGCAAAUAAAAGGCCAGAUUCUGAUGCUUGUUCUGAAUAUAGUUCUGGCAGUAGUUCAUAUACUCCUUUACCUAGCCCCCUUGGAAGACUUCGUUCAAUGACCAAAGAAAAAGCAGAAAUCUUGCAAUUAAGAGCUGAAUUACGUUCUACCCACCAUCUUUCAUUAUUAAAUAUUGACCUUAAAGAACCAAUAGGAAAUGGUUCUUUUGGUAAAGUUUAUAGAGGUAUUUAUAGAGGAAAGUCUGUGGCUGUUAAACGUUAUAAAGUUGUUGCUUUUGGAGCAAAAACUGAAGUUGAUAUGUUUUGUAGAGAAGUUAGUAUUGUUUCUCAUUUAAAACAUCCAAAUGUAGUGGCAUUUGUUGGGGCUUGCAUGGAGGUUUUUUGA